GUACCUCGCCAUUAAUCUCCAUAAAUCGCGGUGCCUCUCUUCUCGCCUCUCGCCGUCUAUUUGGAACGGAGGUUUGCUUCCACCCCCCUGUGAUAAUUCUGUAUCCGAUUGACGCAGAGUUCCGAGAUCUCUGCUCUUAAACUCGAUGCUCUUCCAUUAGUCGCAAAGCGUAAAGGAAGAUUGCUUUUUUUUUUUUUUUUUUUUUUUUUUAAAUUUGUUUCUCUCUGGUUCAAAGCAAGCAAACUAUGGGGUCGUCGUCUUGUGAGGUCAUCGAUAUAUCUACUAGUGCUCGGAGGAUAGGCGUAGACAAUCGUAUCUCUCUCCGAUUUUACUUCAGGAUCGCAGAUAAUAUCCUCAAACAGGCCAAUAUAUUUCGGGCAGAGAAGAAUGUUAUUGAUUUAUAUGUCAUGCUUCUGCGGUUUUCAAGCUUGGCUCUUGAGACUAUACCAUCCCAUCGAGAUUACAGAUCAUCUCUAAAAAGCAACAAAGAGUAUUUAAGAAUGAGACUAUUGGAUGUCUUGACGGAGCUGGAGAAGUUAAAACCAGUUGUACAGCAAAGGAUCGACGAACUGAAUCCCAAACUCGUACCACGAUAUAAUGUGCAAGCUCAUCCAGCAAAUGGUUCCCUAGGCUGGUCUUCGGCCGUAAAACCAUCGUUAAAUAGCUAUGAUCAUACAAAGGUAAGAAAUCCUCCUGGACAUAAUUUUGGCUACAUGGGUUCCAGGGGUCAACAAUUCUUGAACGCUGCACCACUCGAAGAGCGUUUCCGAAAGAUGUCAGUGAACUUCCGACCAAAUGAAGAAACCCUUUCCAAGCAUUCUGUCUUGGGUCCUGGUGGACUUCGUGCACAGUGGCAGCCACCAAAGAAUGAUAUAAAGGUUCAAUAUCCAAGCAAUAUAGAUUUUUCGCCAGUUGAAAUCCCAAGCUUCCAACAAUUCGUGUCUAGCAAACCAAUGAUAAGGAAUGACAGUAAUGAUGAACCUGAAAGGCCAAUAGUGGAAUCAAGUUCUACAUCUAGUGAAAAUAUCCAGAAAAAUUACACUGAAGAGCUUUCUUCCAUGAUUUCUUUUGAAGAACCCGAAAGUGUUAAUGAUAACAGUCUCACUAGGCAACCUUCACCACCUCCAGUGCUUGCAGAAGUUCAAGACUUGGUUCCUGCUUUAUGUCCUGAAGCUAGAGAACCGGAAUGUAAGAUAGAAAACUCUCUGCCAGAUGAGUCUCUACGGUCGGAGUCUCCUCUUGAACUACAUAUUGCAACAACAAUGAUGGAUACCUUCAUGAGGCUUGCCAAGUCAAACACUAGGAAGAAUUUAGAGACGUGUGGUAUUCUUGCUGGCUCACUAAAAAACAGAAAAUUUUACAUUACAGCUCUCAUCAUACCAAAGCAGGAAUCAACAUCUGACUCGUGCCAGGCCACAAACGAAGAGGAGAUAUUUGAAGUACAGGACAAGCAAUCCCUUUUCCCACUUGGAUGGAUUCAUACGCAUCCGACACAGUCUUGUUUCAUGUCAUCCAUUGAUGUUCACACACACUAUUCCUACCAGAUUAUGUUGCCAGAAGCUGUGGCAAUCGUUAUGGCGCCACAAGACUCUUCAAGGAAUCACGGAAUAUUCCGGCUGACAACGCCGGGAGGAAUGACGGUGAUAAGAAAUUGUGACCGGCGUGGGUUUCACUCGCAUAGUUCACCGGCAGACGGAGGACCAAUUUACAAUACCUGUAAGGAAGUUUACAUGAACCCUAAUCUCAAGUUUGAUGUCAUUGAUCUCCGGUAGCAUCAGUUGUGCGUUUGAAAAUGAAACUAUCUAUGUUCUCUACGAUUGUAACAAUUCCGUGUUUGUUUAUAUCCCGAUUUUAAAUAUGAUUUACAUUUGUUUUUCAUGUACAAUUUUUUUUAUGUUAACAUGUGAAUUCAUGUAAAACUGAAAAUAAACCAAGACAAAUUACAAUUAUACUGUAUAAUGAUUUGUACCAUUGUUGGCAUUUUUGUCAUUAA
Messenger RNA from Camelina sativa (false flax), 1993 nucleotides. RefSeq names its product AMSH-like ubiquitin thioesterase 1. Gene Ontology annotation, molecular function: protein binding; metal-dependent deubiquitinase activity; K63-linked deubiquitinase activity. Gene Ontology annotation, cellular component: membrane; endosome. Gene Ontology annotation, biological process: protein K63-linked deubiquitination; protein K48-linked deubiquitination. The record is from RefSeq and is a predicted model, not a curated record. NCBI's taxonomy places the organism in Eukaryota, Viridiplantae, Streptophyta, Magnoliopsida, Brassicales, Brassicaceae.